Molecule: messenger RNA, 3344 nt
Organism: Hyalella azteca
Lineage: Eukaryota; Metazoa; Arthropoda; Malacostraca; Amphipoda; Hyalellidae
Product: homeotic protein female sterile
Source: RefSeq, a predicted model, not a curated record
ACGGAACUUGAUUCAGACCCUGCUCAUCCUCGAGGUGUUUUCUUCAAGAAUUUGUCCAAAGACACCAUCCAGUACAAGAAGAUAACUCCUGACCAACUCAACCACCUCAGAGAGAUGGAUGCUGUUUAUUCUGCCCUGGAUGCUGUCAAGGAGAUCAGCCAAGUUGUCAAUGAGUCUCUGAAUGAGCACCGGACGCGAUUCAAGAAGCAACAGAAAAAAGCAUCUCAGGAAAAAGCCCGGGAAAUCUUUGAACGAAUCAAGGAAGUUCUGAAAAUCCAGUCGUGCCUGCAGUUGGCAGUUACGCACCCUGAACUAUUCUCUGAACCUCCAAGCGAAGAGCAUCCAUGUGCCUCAGAGGAGCUCAUAGAGAAGCUGCAGCGCAUCCAUGCACUCAUCACUCCUCCACCAGUUACUGAAAGCACCAAGUCUAUUGGCGAUGUUGUUCAUAGCUCUGCUCAGCAUAUUCAUCUGUUGGUGGACGGACGUAACAAAUUCGUCACGAAAGGAACCACUUACGAGGAUAUCAAGACCAAUUUCAUUGAUAGUGCGUCCGUUUGCUCGUACUAUGUGGAGAAGCCUGUGGAACCUGAGCCAGAGGAGCAGAGCGAACCGGAACAGCCUGCAGCUGACCAGGAAUGUGAUAAGGAAAUAUCUGAACCCGAGGCUGCUGUUGGUCAGACAGUUGAAGAAGAAGCCACAUCUGGUGAUGCUGCCCAGCUUCUGAAUCAUUCUGGAGAUAUGAUUGCUCCUGUAGCUUCUUUCAACAAAAUAGAUGACCUAACAAUGGCUGCUGCUGGGGCCGUUCCUGUCGAUGCUUCUACUACUGCCUUCUUGAUAAGAGAUGCACAGCCUCCUCCUCCACCUGGCCUGCAGCCACACCCACAACAGCAGCAAUCGGCCCCUCUCCUCAUGAACGAAGCGCUGCAGCUGCCAAAUAUUACAUCUCAAGAAGCCUUCGUAGCAGCUUUUACUCAACAGCAACAACAGCACCAACAACACCUUCAGGUUAUGUUCCAGAUGGAUCAUGAACAGCAACAGAAGAACAUUGCCCAUCAACAGAAAUUGGAACAGCAGCAACGGCAGCAGCACCAGCAGCUGCAGCAGCAGCAGCUCCAACAACAACACCUCCACCAACAAGAGCUCAAUCAAAGAGAGGAAUUAGAAGACGCGGACGAUUGUAACAGCCUUCAUAAUGAUUCUAUCAAAGACCUCCUAACUUUGGGCUCAUUUGACUUUCUGCAAGAAAGCGUAAUAGAUAAACCAUCUGGAGGCACGUCGUCUACCGUGAGCGAAGUCGCUGUGUACAUGGAUCCUGCUGUCGUAUCUAUUGGAAGCGUGAACCCAGCUGAAAUGACAGUCACUGCUGAUCCUCAUGUAGCCCCUGUUGAGCAUUACACGACACCUCCUGCACAACACUCCGUCACCCAAUCAUCCGUUUCUGCACAGAAUUUGCCUCACUCCAUUAAUAAUCUCGCCGCCAUUCCUACUCCUAAUUUCCCCCCCACCGUUCCACCUCCUGCCACGAGUCUAUCUAACGUUCCACCUCCCCCAAUUCACUCUAGUAACUCUAGACAGCCUCCUGCUCCUCAUCAACUUGAGGCAGAGCAGUUCUUCAGUCAUGCACCCCCACCUUCACACAGCUCCACCUACGCCCCCGAUGCUUUGGCGUAUUCCGUCCCUCCACCCUCUGCCGCUGCUCCUCCCCAGGCAGCACUGACUCCUACUUUGGACAACACUCCCAACCCCCCUCCGCCAAUUCCACUCCCUCAAGAACAUACGUCUUCAAGUUGGGAUCAACCCAGUCAAAGUUGGAGCGACGAUCAGCCGCAAAUGAACGGCGGCGUUCAGACAUGCACUUCUCCUGGCGCUGAAAAUCAGUCCUCAUCCACAGACUGGAGCGCUGCUCCUAUUGAAGACAAAAAUCGCCGCAACAGAAGCUGGGGAUCUGAAGAGGGUGAUGGCAACAUGGGAGGAAAUUGGAGCGACGUUCGUAGUCCUCCUCGACCCGCAAUGCAGCCACAGCAGCAAGAUGAGUAUGACCGCAAGAUGGGCGGUGGCAGCGGUUACAGGAAUGGACCUCCCAAUCGCAUGAGGCGUGACAACGAGGUUGAUGAUUAUGGCAGUGGUCACGAUGAGGGCUCGUAUUGGGGCGGUGAGGAAGAUUACGACGACCGCAGAGGCAGUAUGUAUUCCCGAGGACGAGGUGGACGUGGCCGAAUGAAUACUAAUCACAACAACGGAGGUUAUCGCGGCAGAGGUGGUUUCAGCUCUAACGGCUAUCAGAACAGCAACCGAGGAGGCUAUGGAGGACCCCAAAGCUUCAGGAAUCGCGGCGGUAUGGGUGGUCCCAGCUCCGGCGGCUUCAGAGGAAUGCGAGGUGCCAAUAGAGGUGGCAUGCCACGUGGAAGUGGUGCUGGUGGUGGUGCCGGUGCCAGUGCUGGCGGCGCGUACAGGAAUAGUCGCAGCAACUACUCCUCAGUACAGAGACCCUACUACGGGCAAUAACGCUCCUCUUCGAUAUUGGCCUCUUAACAAAGCAACCAUUGAUUAGGGUUAGGCUGCUUAGGUUUAACUGCGGGCACUUCUUGCUACAACUACUAGCUGUAAGGAAUUUGAAAGGAAUUUUCUAAAAUUUGAUUGCCAGCCUUUUAUUUCUGUCAGGUUAUGUAGCGGUCUCUUUUUCGUUUUUAAGAUACGUGAGAGGUUGAGGUGUUCUUCAGCUCAUUCAACAAAUAAAGCAGGUUUUAUUAUUUCAAUGAUGUAAGGCAAUGGAUCAUCAAAAUCACCUGUUAUCCAAUAGAAUGUUUAAUGCUAUAAUUUCCAAUUAGACUCGUCUUUGCAUUUGCCCAUGCCGGCUUUAUUCGACCCCCACGAGCGGCCAGAGUCGCUGCGACGCUUAUCAAAGUUGCGGGGUUCUUUAGCUAUGCUGUUGAAUCUUGGCUCUGUUUGUAUGUCGUUUAUCCUGUAUACUUUGUAUUCCACGUCUAUUCUGUCCCUCGCACAUCUUGACCAAUAUUGUUUUCGAUAGUUUGUAUAACUUGAAUCCGUUGGUGUUAUUCCUUAAGAUAGCAAACAAUGCUUUUUAUGAUAAGCUUGAUGCUUGUGAUCAAUAAGGAAUAUUGAGCGACCCUCGUUUUUUUAUUAGUACAGUUUGAUCAGGUAGAUCUUUCGUGCUAUCUUAAGACAUCGUUCAUUUUUUUGGCGUCGAUGUAAUCGCCGUGCGGAAAUUAAUUUUCGCACUUUUAGGCUUUAAUAAGGCGCGUUACUGAUGGCAGCGCAAGUUUUUUUAUUAGAAUAUUCCUUUCAUUGGCACAUGCAGGAAUUAUAUGUAUUGCAACAUGAAA